Molecule: messenger RNA, 1872 nt
Organism: Torulaspora globosa
Lineage: Eukaryota; Fungi; Ascomycota; Saccharomycetes; Saccharomycetales; Saccharomycetaceae
Gene: SAC1
Product: phosphatidylinositol-3-phosphatase SAC1
Exons: 1
Coding region: 1-1872 (623 amino acids)
Biological process (GO): phosphatidylinositol dephosphorylation
Cellular component (GO): endoplasmic reticulum
Molecular function (GO): phosphatidylinositol-4-phosphate phosphatase activity
Source: RefSeq, a predicted model, not a curated record
AUGGCGGGACCUUUGUUGUAUAGUAGGACUUCAGAAGGAUUGGUGUUUAAGUCGGCGUCGACAUCGGAAAAGGCGGAUACAGUAAUCCAACUAUCGUGUCAGGAUCAGAAUGUCAGCUUAGUAGGUCUAGAGGAGUUUCCUCUGCAAGGUAAGAUCAAGAAAAUAGCUGCAUUGCUGGGAUUUAUCAAGCUGAAAUUGAACAGAUACGCGAUUAUUGCGAACAGGGUCGAGGAAACAGGCAGAUUGAAUCGGCAUGUGAUAUACAAGAUUGUUGAUUACUCUAUCAUCCCCGUCAAGAAAAAUGCCAGGGUGGAUUCGGACGAAUCGGAGUACCUGAAGCUUCUGGAGAUGCAUUUGAAUGACUCAUCUCUGCACUUCUCCUACACUUAUGAUCUGACCAACUCGCUGCAAAGGAACGAAAAAAUAGGCCCUGCAUCUUGGAAAACAGCUGAUACUCGUUUUUUCUGGAACCAUUAUUUGACAGAGGAUCUUCGAAACCUUGCUAGUACAGAGAGCCACGUCUCUGAUUUCAUCCAGCCGGUCAUUUACGGUUAUGCAAAAACUGUUGAUAAAGUGUUGAACUCUGUUCCGAUCUCCGUGGGGCUGAUUACUAGGCGCAGCAGGUUCCGGGCAGGUACAAGAUAUUUCCGUCGUGGGAUCGACGAGGACGGUAACGUUGGAAACUUCAACGAAACGGAGCAGAUCCUGACCGUGCAAGGUUUAAGAAAGGAAAACAUCCAACAGUUCUCUUUCCUUCAGACGAGGGGUUCCGUUCCGGUUUACUGGGCGGAAAUCAACAACUUGAAGUACAAGCCUAGUCUAGUUAUUGGUGAACAAUCAUCUUUGGAUGCGGCUAAAAAACAUUUUGAUGAGCAAAAAGAGCUUUAUGGUGACAACUAUCUGGUUAAUUUGGUGAACCAAAGUGGUCAUGAGCUACCAGUUAAGGAUGCCUACGAAUCUGCCGUUCACGCUCUCAAUGAUCCAAAACUACACUACAUUUAUUUUGAUUUCCAUCAUGAAUGUCGAAAAAUGAGAUGGUACAGAGUUAAGCUUUUGAUUGACCAUCUGAAAGAGAUGGGACUGAAGAAAACCGAUUUCUUUCAUGUUGUCAGGUCACCAAGCGGAGAGACUAUAAAGAUUGUAAGCGAGCAAAAGUCCGUCGUCAGAACCAAUUGUAUGGACUGUCUAGAUAGAACUAAUGUUGUCCAGUCUGUGUUGGCUCACUGGGUUUUGCAAGAAGAACUCGAAAGAGCAGGCGUAAUUACAAACAGUGCGGCCUGGGAAGAAGACGUCCAGCUGCUAUCAACUUUCCAAAGCUUUUGGGCUGACAACGCCGAUGCAGUCAGUUGCUCUUAUUCUGGCACCUGCGCUCUGAAGACAGACUUUACGAGAACGGGCAAGCGUACCCGGUCCGGGGCUGUCAAAGAUUUUGUCAAUUCUGCUUCUCGAUACUACCAAAACAACCUCUCCGAUGGCCCUCGGCAAGAUUCCUACGAUCUAAUCUUGGGUAAUUUCAGGCCAUACAUGACCUCUAUCCAGUCACCAUUCCCAGACAGAAGACCACUUUACAUCCAGUUCAUGCCAACGGUAAUUUAUGCUGCGUUGACCGUAUUAGGAGCCACAAUUGUCUUUCCAAAAGAUCAUUUUACAAGCAGUAAGAAUCUAACAUUCUUUCUAAGCGCUGCCAUCAUUUUGAUAGUCGCUGCUCGAUUCUUGAUACAAAACGGCUUACAAUAUGUCAACUGGCCGAAAUUGGUCGACGUUGGUUUUGUAGUGGCACAACAAACCCACAACAAAGAAAAGGAGUUCAAAGGACUGAAAUAUGUUCCCAGCUCUAAAUUUGUUAAGCCUAACGUUGGGAAGAAAGACUAG